AUGCUUUCUCCAAAAUCCAUCAAUUUUCACUUGUUUUUAUUAUCUUUCUUUACAUUCUCCAUCUCCAAUUCUACAGCUCUACUCUCAACUAGAGAUACUUUGGAAGUAUGUUACCCUCCUAAUUGUUACAACACUCUUACUCAAUCUUCCUAUUCUAAAAUCUCAUACUAUUCAUCUUUAUCAACUGCCCAAUCCCAUUUACCACCCGAUUCAUUUGCCUCUAUCAAUCUAUACGAAACAGUCGAAUGGCAUGAUAAUUCAUGGACAGUGAUAGUACCCGUAGAUCCAUUCACUGUUACAAUCGAAAUUGGUUAUGAUUCUCCACAAGCAUCCAUUGGGGAUAUCAUUGGUAGUGCUGUACUCGCCGAAUUUUGUUGGGGUAAAAAAUUGCUACAAGCAAGAAAGAGGGGUACUUUUCAAACUCAACGAGUGGACUGA
Molecule: messenger RNA, 438 nt
Organism: Botrytis sinoallii
Lineage: Eukaryota; Fungi; Ascomycota; Leotiomycetes; Helotiales; Sclerotiniaceae
Exons: 1
Coding region: 1-438 (145 amino acids)
Source: RefSeq, a predicted model, not a curated record